AUGAACAAGAAACAUCUAAAAAUUAAAUAAAUAACUUCAAACUUUGAGAAUGAGGUUUUGAAGUAAGAUCAUAGAAGACUAUCAUCUGAUAUUGAAUAAAUGCUAUCAUCUCCUGAAAUCAAGAAGUUCGAAGCUUUUUUAAGAGAGUCGAUGACCCAUAAACAAAGACUUUCAGAUAAAUUUUCUUAGUUUACUCCAAUUACUUAAAAAUAGUAGGAUUUAUAUUGUGAGGACGAACUUAAAUGGAAUCGCACAGAGUGA
This is a messenger RNA of Paramecium sonneborni, 261 nucleotides long. Lineage: Eukaryota; Ciliophora; Oligohymenophorea; Peniculida; Parameciidae. The record is from the annotation of a GenBank genome assembly.